GAUUAUUGGAAAUAGCACAAUUUCUCAGAUAUUUUAGGUACUUUACUGUUAUUAUCACUUUGAUUAGAUAAAACAUUCAGGAGUCAAUACGAAGUAAGUAUUAUAGUUCUAUCGGUGAAUACGUCAACACGUUCGAUAUUUUUGUGCAACAAAGAAUGAAUGUGGCCGACGAGAAUACACCAUCUACGACGGGAGAAAUGGCGGAUAACUCUGAAUCUGGAUAUGUAAAUAGAAAAAAAUAUCGCAAGAAGAAAGGAAGAGCGGUGAGCGUAAAUGUAGGCGCAGAACAACUUAACGAAUCCGAUGUUUUUGAAGCAGGACCUUCAACGAUAGAUUUCCAUAAAAGAUUAAUAGAUGAAAGUGCGAGUAAAAUUUUUACAGACAUCAAUGUGGUACAAGGCGAAGAAGUUAACAAUGAAAAUGGUAUUGUAGCCAAAGAACUCGACAAUAUUGCAAAUGAACUUUCAACAGUGAGUUUGGAUAGUCAAUUGAAAUCCCUUCCUGAAAUAAAUGAACCACCUAUGUACUGUGCCCAAGAGCAGUCAGAAACGAAAAAUGAAUAUGAACUAGUCCGACAGGAAGCAGGUACUGUUACAUCCCAAAAGUAUAACAUUAAGGCGUUGAAGAAAGGCUCUACAACGUAUGAAUUGGAAAAUUUUGAGAAGAAUGCAAUGCUUAUUUUCAACCAUGAAAAUAUACUGGGCUAUACUAGAAAAAGAUUAGGUACAGAUCAAGAUGUGAAAGCACUCAAAGAGACAUUUUCCAAGUUUAAUUUUGAAGUGACUUUGGAAAACGAUCUCAAUAAGGAUGAGAUCAUGGCCGCUUUGGAAAAAUUUAGCAGCCAAGACUUCACGGAUUAUGGAUGCGUGGCCGUGGUUGUGUUGACCCAUGGCCUGAAGAACGGCCUGAUCAGAGCGAAGGACGACGCUUACAGCGAGCUUGAAAUCAUCAACCAUUUCAAAGUAGAUAAGAGACCUACUUUGAUUACUAAGCCGAAACUUGUCAUUAUUCAGGCUUGCAGAGGUAGUGAAUCUAUAAAAGGAGUUCCAGUUGGUACAGAAGUGCAAGCAAAGAUUCGUAAGGAUUUCGAUGAAAAGGUUGAGCCUUACACUCUGCCAGUGGAAGCUGAUAUGCUCAUAGUGCAUAGUUCGUUCAUAGGAAAGCCUGCACACAGACAUGAAUCGCAAGGAUCUUGGUUCAUCCAGUCACUUUGCAAACAAGUCAAUAAAUUGGCUCCGACACUUGACUUCGAAUCUAUUUUAAUUGAAAUGAAACGUGACGUCGCCGUUGACUACCACCACAAAGAGUACAACAAAAGGGAUUUGGAAUUCCAAACAAAUAAACAAAUGCCUGUGACCACAUCGACUCUCAUCAGGAAGCUGUAUCUGAAAAGAUUUGCCGACGCGCCUUCUGCAUUGGCUACAACUCCAGUGCCUCAGUCUCAAUCUCAAGUGGAGAUGGUUUCCGAUAAAAGUGUGCUUGACAAUAAUAAUUCGCAGCCGAGCACGCCCCUGGUUUUAAACCGACCCUGCUUUUGUUUCCUAGAGCAUUACGAAUAUAUAAAGCAAUGUCUUAGUAUAUACGUGAAAGAACAACCUAAUGACAGCACCGCCGACGCGUUAUACGGCAUAGCUUGUUCAUAUCCGGAUGGCGAACAAUUCAACAAUCCGAAGGAGAAAUUGCUUAUAGCGGUCUCAACCCAUUUUGACAAUACUAAAAUCACUACAGACUUGAAAUACUUACAUCGCUAUAAAGCUAAAAGGAAAUAAGCGAUCCUCACUAAUUAUUAUUAGUACCUACCAGUGCAUCACGAAUUUCUUGAAGUGUUAAUUUUUGAACUGCCGAAAUAAACUUUAUUUAGUCAACCAUAACAUCUAAGUUCCUGAACAAAUUAAAAAAAGGUAUAUAGGGUAUCAUUAGAAUCCUUAUCAUUACGUGUGAAACUGGCUAUAAAUCUUUAAAAAAAAGAAGAUGGUGGAUUAAGACAUUUGCUGUUUAUGACCCAUAAUCGGCCCAACGCGGUGCUAAAAGAAUGUGCGUACAGGAAAAACGGGUCUCUCUCGUUAGUGUGGAGCAUGUAUUUUCGGUAUUUUUACUAGAAUCACAGACAAAUAUAGUUUUUAUUUUGUGACUGAUAGUCCUACUAAUAUUAUUUAUAGUAAAUGUUUGUAUGUUUGUUCUUAAUCACGCAGUAACUUCUGAACUGAUGAUUUGGAUGAAAUUUGGUACGCAUAUAGUUAAAGAACUGAAUUGAGACAUAGGAUACUUUUUAUCCCGGAAAAAUUACACCAGUCACCACGAUUUUUGUGUCUGAGUUCUUUGUACCAGAUUUUGAUUUCUUAUACCUAAUUCAUGUAAGAAACUAUAUUUUUAUUUAAAAAAGUUUGC
Molecule: messenger RNA, 2388 nt
Organism: Chilo suppressalis (striped riceborer)
Lineage: Eukaryota; Metazoa; Arthropoda; Insecta; Lepidoptera; Crambidae
Source: the annotation of a GenBank genome assembly